AUGCAUUGCUACGAGCGGGUCCUGCUUGUAUUUUGGGAAAUCAAUCGACAGCCAGCUGGGAAGCGUUCCCCACUGUGCGUGCGUGACGGGUGGGGGUUUGCAGACAAAUGGGAAUACAAGUCUGGUGCACCCAAGGCGGAGUUUCAGCUAGCCAACUCCACACUCAACCCACACACACACACACACACACACACACCUUCUGUUCUCAGUAAGCAAUCUACCGCAUCUUCAGAGGUCGAACAAACCGAUAUUGAAAUCAUGCUGCGGCUGAACACUUCCGGAUCUCGAGCCCUGCUUCCUUCGCGUUGCACGGAGCUAAAGCUUUCUGGCACCCAGGACCGGUUAAGGCCCCCAACAGGAUUGUGGUUCACGGGAUCGAGCAGCUACUGGCCGUUUGGACACGCACUCAACUCCAUAUACGAACUAGCACCUCCAAUCCUAAUCGCAACUCCAUCAGUGAAGAAAUCUUGCAAGAUGCGGAACAAUGCACUCCAGGCUCGACAAACAAUGGCUACCUCGACUUCAUCAUCAGUCGUUCAGCCUACCAUAACUUUAGCCCUCUCAACGACCUUUACUCCAGCUGCAUCGUGUUCAUCAAACAAGCUUACCUUACUCCCACCUCCAGGAUUCUUCAUAUGGGCUAAUGAGCCAGUCCCACAUGGCAACACAACGGUCACCAACUGCUAUCCACCAGAAUUUCUCGAAAGCUAUACUUCCACCACUUCCAAAGAAUUCGGCUCCUCCAUCGUCCCGGUGAUGAGCCCAUUGGUGUGUCCGGCAAACUUCUGCACAGUACGCGGGACAAACGACAAUUACAUCGCCUGCUGUCCUAGUGGGUACAGUUUCGCGGAUCCUGCGACGCCCUCGAUUCGCGACCGUCCAUACUAUGGGGGAACAUGCUAUAGCAAUUUUGUCUUGUCGCAAACAGUCACAGUCACCAGAUACGACGAGGAAGGCCGAACGCACGUGGAGCCGUGGGUGGAGACAACGACGACGGACCAAGCAUUUGCACAUCCCAUUGAUGGAUUUGCUCCCACAUUUCCGACGCUUGGAUGUCCUGGCGAUGCUACUUCAUCGAUGAGCGGCUCCAAUUCGACAGCGGUGCCUUCCUCCUCUGGUGGGCCCAACCCUGCUACAGGGAGCGACUCGUCCAGGGAUUCGAGCAAAAUGUCUUCUGGUGCAAUCGCAGGGGCAGUUGUAGGCUCCAUUGCCGGUCUGAUCGCUAUUAUCGCAAUCGUGGUUCUCCUUCUUCAACGCCGCCGAAAACAACAGCAAUCGGAGCACACGCAGGAAGCAUAUCAAUUUGCGGACGACGUUUCCAAACACCACUAUGAAAAGGAUUCACAAGCGGCUGUUGCUGAAAUCGGAGACUCAUCACGUACCUAUGAAUUAGAAUCUCCACCAGCACAGACGGACUCGGAACCUGUAUACGAAAUGCCUUCGGACAGGCCUUCUCAGGGACCAGGACCGAACUCAUCUGCGCAAGACAAAAGCCAGUGA
Messenger RNA from Plenodomus lingam JN3, 1500 nucleotides. The record is from RefSeq and is a predicted model, not a curated record. Lineage: Eukaryota; Fungi; Ascomycota; Dothideomycetes; Pleosporales; Leptosphaeriaceae.